AUGGCGGAGGUAAAUCUUUUGCACAGUGGCACGUCUUUGCCUGAUCCUUUUGAGGGGCUUUUGUUGGAGUAUUUGCUGCCGCCGUCAUGUUCCGACGCCUUUUUCCGGCGCUUCAAAUUUACAGACGGGCCAUGUCUGAAAAUUCUGCUCAGCAAAUGCCUUGGGACUGUCAUCAUCCUGGGGUCAAUGUUUGUGAAGCUUCCUCAGAUCGUGAAGGUGAUUGGCGCUAAGAACGCAGAGGGCGUCAGUUUCCUAUCGGUAUUGGGCGAGCUGCUGGCCAUCACCGGAUCUCUGGCCUACAGCGUGGCCUACAGCUUUCCCUUCAGCGCCUGGGGCGAAGCGCUCUUCGUUAUGCUGCAGACGGUCGUCAUCGGCUUCCUCAUCCAAUACUACAGUGGAAGAACUGGCAGAGGUGUGCUGUUUGCGCUGCUCUACUUGGGCGUGCUGUCGUUUUUGCUGACCCCACUGGCCCCCGCCACAGUGCUUACGGCCAUGCAGGCCUCCAACAUGCCCGCCAUCAUCGUGAGCAGGGUUAUUCAGGCGGCCACCAACUUUCGCAAUGGACACACGGGCCAGUUGUCCGCGCUUACUGUCAUUAUUUUGUUUGCUGGCUCACUGGCACGCAUCUUCACCUCAGUGCAGGAAACAGGCGACACCCUGCUGGUGGUCACUUAUGUGGUGUCGGUGGCCUGCAACGGCCUCGUUGUCGCGCAGGUGCUCUACUACUGGAAGUCCACCGAAAGGUUCCUACAAAACCAGCGGGAGCAGAUACACCCUGUCGAUUCCAUGCAAAGGUUUGCGGGUCCAUAUAGCACGCAGCACUAUUCUGAGGACUGGGAAGUGCGCAAAGCUGUGCAGAUGAUCAGCUUGGUGGACUCGGCCGUCUUGCAAGCCACGGAGGUGACGGACGCCAUUUUACAGCUGCUCCAAGGACUUCAAGGCGGCAUGGACAAGUACUUCAGGGACAACAAGAACCUGAAAAGAGCCUUCAAGAAGGAAGUGGUGGCUCGUAUCAAAGAGGCGGCCAACGUGCUGAAUGACGGCGUAGUGGAGCUUAACGCUAUCAGGCAGGAGCUCCAGAAGGCCAUCGGGAACUUUUAA
Molecule: messenger RNA, 1101 nt
Organism: Syngnathus typhle (broad-nosed pipefish)
Lineage: Eukaryota; Metazoa; Chordata; Actinopteri; Syngnathiformes; Syngnathidae
Product: mannose-P-dolichol utilization defect 1 protein-like
Exons: 8
Coding region: 1-1101 (366 amino acids)
Biological process (GO): oligosaccharide biosynthetic process
Source: RefSeq, a predicted model, not a curated record